GCCAAUCAGAUUCCAUGAUACAAUGAAACUCGAGUGCUCCUCGCAGCGAAUACCUCGCGCAGUAGUUCUAGGGUUACUUGAGCUAGACCGUGAUUGGCUUAAAAUUCCUAUGUCACAGAAAUCAUUUCCUGGCUCGGGUUCGGAGACGUUAUUUUUUGGCAGAGACAAGCGACAGCCGGAAAUACGUCUGCAUUCACAGGCUACUUGCCUGAGGACCGGCUCUCUUGAUAUCAGACCUUUCUUUCUGUUCAUUGUUUUGAGAUUACAUAUGUGCGAAAGUAUUGUCAGUUAAGGCUGUUAAGUGCUUAAAUAAAUAAAUUGCUCAGCUAUCAGCAAUGUAAGAAAUUGGUCCAUAGCCCUGAGUUGGUGUGAUAUCAAAGUUUUCUAGACCUGCAGGCAUGAGACAAUCAGGCCUUAAGUGUGAGUGUUGGCAGGUAUAUUCUGUGACCAUUUGUUUUUUUAAUGUGGAUCAGAAAUCAAAUUUUUUUCAUUGAAAUUCUGUUUCUUGCAAUGUGAUUUUGUUUUGCCCAAUGGUAAAUUAAUGUAAAUUCUUAAGAUGAUUGCCUUUUCUGUUUUUGCCAGAUUUAUUCAUUAUAGAAUAAGUAAUUUUUUACUGAUCACUCAGCAUUUGCUGGAAGCCAUAUUUGAGGAAUAUCAUUAUUAUCAUAAUGAUAAUAAUUCAAUAUUGUUGAUCUUCCUCAAAUAAGGCUUGAAUCAGAUGAAUCAGUACUUCUACAAAUGGACAACACGAGGGCAAGAAAAACAUCAGGCGAGUCAACAGCCAGUGACACGUCAGAGACUGCAUCAUGCAGACCUUAUUAUCUACCAGAAACACCAGCUGCUUUUCCUCCAUCACAAGUAGUUAGAUCAGCUACUCCAUCCACUUGGUAUGUACCUCGCAGUUCUUCAGCAUCAAGAGUUGGUGGUGAUUCACAGUCACCUGCAGACUUAAUGGACUCCCACAAGAAUAACAAGCCUUGCUGUUCAUAUAGUCCUUCUCCAAAGUUUCCACUGUCAAUCACAGUCCCGACUGAGUCAAGCAGUGUCAGGAAUUCAACAUUGUUGAGUAAGUAGAUACCUUACUGCUGUGGGAAUGUCAGCUAACCCCAAGUGAAAUAUGUGGCCUGAGUUUGAAUCCUAAAUACAGCAUUAUAUGAGUUGAUUUUGUAGUUGGUUGUUACACUAGCUCCUGGGGUUAAUAAUUUUCUCUGGGUUCUCCUUUUGUCAGCAAUUUUUUCCCUGAUCUACAGAAGUGAACAUGUCUAAAUCCCACUGCGAUCUGGAGACAGUUAAUGAAAAUGAACAGCCAUGUUGUGAACAUACUGUAAUUAUGUUUAUUUAAGGCAGUGCCUACUAAAUACAAAGGUUUUUGUGCCAGGAUAGGACCA
Orbicella faveolata is the source of this 1388-nucleotide messenger RNA. RefSeq lists its product as uncharacterized. The record is from RefSeq and is a predicted model, not a curated record. Lineage: Eukaryota; Metazoa; Cnidaria; Anthozoa; Scleractinia; Merulinidae.